AUGGAUAGUAUGCGCGUCGCUAAGAUGGGAACGUUCCAGGACCUAACGCAAAUUACGCCAAACGGAAAAAAUGCGACGAUGCUCAAGACUUUAUACCGUGCUGAUGAGAUGUCAACAAUCAAGUGCAAUUGUGGCGACGAACUUGACGGUUUGGGCACCAUUAAAUGCAGUUCAUGGUCAAACUUGGGCACCAAGUUUGAAACUGCUACUGGUGACAACAAGGUGCUGAUUCAGGACGAAGGAAAAUCCGAGGGGCAUUUGUCUUGGAGCGUGUGCUUAUCAUAUAUUGUUUCUUGUGGCACAAUAUCGGCGAUCGGGGGCGACUGCGCUCCUCUUUGCAACGCAAGUACCGUCUGUAUCGACGGACUUUUGGCUGACGAACUGGACGAGCAGCACUUCAAUUGGGGCGGCCUCUACUGCCAGUACGCUGGGCUUAGUGCAUCAAAACGACUUCAUCAUAAUUUGUUAUACCACAUGAUUAAGGGAACGAUGCGCUUCUUCGAUACAACGCCUGUCGGUCGUAUCCUCACUCGUUUUCCACACGACAUGAACGUUAUUGACCAAAAAAACUGA
Molecule: messenger RNA, 573 nt
Organism: Peronospora belbahrii
Lineage: Eukaryota; Oomycota; Peronosporomycetes; Peronosporales; Peronosporaceae
Source: the annotation of a GenBank genome assembly